CCCUACCCCCUGGUUUUCCUAGAAGGAACCACGUGCACACAGACCACCCAACGCAUGUGUAGGUGCGUGGGAAUCGCCGGCACUGCCCCUUGGCUGGGGUCACAGGGGCCUCAGGGAGCCCCCGUGCACCAAGCCCUGCAUCUCACCAGAGACUGCCCGCCCCUCCCCGCCGCCGUCGCCAGGACUGGGGGACAAACGGGGGGUGUACACCGGGUCCUGCCUCCUUCAGAUUUCUCCGGAAAGCCCGCGCCCCUCGCCGGCCGCGCUCGGCUGUCUCCGCUCCUGGCGCUCGGCGGUGCUCGGCUGUCUCCGGCCGCUCGGCUUGGUGCUCGGCUCAGGUCCGCGGCCGCUGCGGCGCGGGCAUUUCUCCGCAGCUCGGCUCGCGGCCGCGCCCGCCCGGCCCGCGCCCAUGCAGGCCAUCAAAUGCGUGGUGGUCGGCGACGGCGCCGUGGGGAAGACCUGCCUGCUGAUCAGCUACACGACCAACGCCUUCCCGGGAGAGUACAUCCCCACCGUUUUUGACAACUACUCUGCGAAUGUGAUGGUGGACGGGAAGCCAGUGAACCUGGGGCUGUGGGACACCGCCGGGCAGGAGGACUACGACCGGCUGCGGCCACUCUCCUAUCCCCAAACUGACGUCUUCCUGAUCUGCUUCUCCUUGGUGAGCCCAGCCUCCUUUGAGAAUGUGCGAGCCAAGUGGUACCCAGAGGUGCGGCACCACUGCCCCCACACGCCCAUCCUUCUGGUGGGCACCAAGCUGGACCUCCGUGAUGACAAGGACACCGUCGAGCGGCUUCGGGACAAGAAGCUGGCACCCAUCACAUACCCCCAGGGCCUGGCCAUGGCCCGCGAGAUCGGUGAGCUCUGUCAAGUACCUGGAGUGCUCGGCCCUGACUCAGCGGGGCCUGAAGACAGUGUUUGACGAGGCCAUCCGGGCUGUGCUCUGCCCGCCCCCUGUGAAAAAGCCAGGGAAGAAGUGCACAGUCUUCUAGAGCCCGUCUUCUGGGGGCAGCCCCGCCCACCCGUGUCUGCUGUUGUGUUGAGUGUCCAGUGUCCCUGAGUCGGCUGUGGGGAGUGAUGGGGGUGGGGAGGGGCAAGAAGCAUGGGGCUGGGCUGGGGCAAUGGGGUCCUGGCCGCUCUGCCUCCCCUUUCUGGGGGCUGGGCUCCAGCCUUCCCUGACCCCCACAGGAGGCCAGGAGGGAGCAGGGUCUCCCUCAGGCUGCAGGGGUGGGUCCCGGGCAGCCCCAGGAUGGGCUUCCCCAAUGGGGGAGGGGGGUUCUGUCCUUGCGCCCCAGAUGGGGCAGCCCUUUCUUAUUUUAUACAAUAAACCUUCUCCA
Rhinolophus ferrumequinum (greater horseshoe bat) is the source of this 1337-nucleotide messenger RNA. RefSeq names its product Rac family small GTPase 3 (gene RAC3). Gene Ontology annotation, biological process: establishment or maintenance of cell polarity; regulation of actin cytoskeleton organization; regulation of cell shape. The transcript is spliced from 6 exons. The record is from RefSeq and is a predicted model, not a curated record. Gene Ontology annotation, molecular function: protein kinase binding; GTPase activity; GTP binding. Gene Ontology annotation, cellular component: cell cortex; cytoskeleton; cell projection. The coding region runs from base 410 to 922 and encodes 170 amino acids. NCBI's taxonomy places the organism in Eukaryota, Metazoa, Chordata, Mammalia, Chiroptera, Rhinolophidae.